Schistocerca serialis cubense is the source of this 747-nucleotide messenger RNA. RefSeq names its product COP9 signalosome complex subunit 8 (gene CSN8). Gene Ontology annotation, biological process: protein deneddylation; COP9 signalosome assembly. Gene Ontology annotation, cellular component: COP9 signalosome. The record is from RefSeq and is a predicted model, not a curated record. Lineage: Eukaryota; Metazoa; Arthropoda; Insecta; Orthoptera; Acrididae.
AACAAGACACUUUGGAUUCUGUCGGCUUCUAGGCUAGGCUACGCUUUGUUGUCGAGGUUGCAAAGUGGUUUUGGUGUUGUGUUGUAUACUGAAAGUCUUAAUUAUGGUGACAGACGAGGAGAAUAUCAAGAAGCUUGCAGAAAACCUAGAGAAACAAGAACUUGAUGCACCGGGCGGCGUUCCAGCAGCUCAGGUUUACUCCCAACUUCUGGCAAUUUAUCUGUACCAAUAUGAUUUAUGCAAUGCAAAAUAUUUGUGGAAGAGGAUUCCACAGCCCAUAAAAGGUAGUAAUGCAGAACUGACACUGAUAUGGAAAGUUGGGCAGAAAAUGUGGCAACGAGAUUUCCCAGGAGUAUAUGCUGCUCUGAAUUCAGAAUGGUCAGAGAAUGUAUCUCAGAUAAUGCGUGCUUUACAUGAUAAUGUUCAAAGGGCUGUGCACUUGGUGUCCCAUGCAUACUCCUCUAUCAGUUUGGACGACCUGGCAGCCUUUGUUGGGAUGACAGCUGAACAGGCUGCACAGGCAGCAUUGGAACAGGGCUGGCAGGUGGACGAGUCUGCUCGUUUGGUCAAUCCUUGUCGACCAAAGGAAGAGCUCAACUAUAUUAGUUCGAGUGAAGAUCAGCUGUACAAAUUAACAGAAUAUGUUUCAUUUCUUGAAAACUAGAACUUUGGAACCUAUGUUAAUAGGGGCCCCACAUAAAAAAUGUGAUUUCUGUACAUAUUUUAUAAUAAACUGUAAUAACAGUU